UUGAUCAUCACGCGCUAUAUGCAUGCGAAACAUGUACAUGUACUUCAAGUCUUCACGGAGGCCUACAUGUGCACUGCAGUUGGUCGUGCCGUCAUGAAAGUUUUACGUGGACAUCCGGAGUUCAUCAUUUUUCUUGAUAUGCAGUAGAUACAUGGAUAUGAUUUUCUUUUACCAGCUGUCUUUUACAGGGAGUAACGAACUCAAAAGUGUUCCAUCAUCUUGAUCGUCAUCACCACCAUCACCAUCUUGCACUGAAGCGCAAAGAAAAGUUCAGAGCACGAAAUGGAGGCGUGGGUCAUCGUUUCAGUUGCAGUACUUGUCUACGUCAUCGCUGUGAAGUUUCUUGGCCUGACCGAGAAGACAGAACCACCAAGCCUCCUCCAUGCAAACUCCAAAUUUGUGCAUCGUAUUCUUCAAGCUUGCCCAAUAUUAACAGAGCCGUACGUGCCUACAUUCUUGUGGGGUAGGUCCGGUCACCUACAGACAACAAUCUAUGCAAAGAUUGGCAGGUUCAGCGCACCAUGGCCAACUGGAGAGCGUUGUACCCACGUCAUGCCAGAUGGUGCCACGUUUACGUUUGAUAUAUUUGAGCCAACAGCAAGCCACUCAACUGGAGGUGACUUCACCAUGUGCGUAGUACCAGGGAUAGCCAAUAAUAGCGAGAAGGCAUACGUCAGAACCUUCAUCGCUUUUGCCCAAUCGCAAGGGUUCCGUUUAGCUGUCCUCAACCACCUUGGUUCCCUACCGACAGUGCCUCUUACAUCUCCAAGAAUUUUCACUUAUGGUGACACCGAUGAAUACAGCGUGCUUGUGGAUCAUGUCAGGGAGAGAUUCCCCAGCAGUCAUUUAAUCAGCAUUGGGUUUAGUAUGGGAGCUAACAUUAUCGUCAAGUAUCUUGGCGAGAGACCCAAACGGCAGGAUUGGUUCCUGUGUGGGCUGUCUAUCUGUCAAGGCUAUGACAUCACAAAGGCAACCUAUGUACUACACGAAUGGGAAAACUGCCGUCGUCUGUACAACUUCAUGAUGGCGCAGAACAUGCUGUCUGAAAUACGGCGCAACAGCGGCAUGUUGUUUGGCGAGCAGGCCAAGGCCUACUGGCGCGACCGUGAGUCAGACCCGAUCGCUUAUAACAUUGACCAGAUCAUGAACUCCACUAGCCUGGUUCACUUAGACGAACAUUUGACACACAAAAUGGUGCGCAGCAACAGCUGUGAAGAUUUCUACAAGGAAUGCAGCAGUUCUGUUCAUAUUGACAAGGUUCACAUUCCUUUGUUGCUCCUGAACGCAGCGGAUGACCAUCUUAUCCCAGUCAGGCAUAACGACACACCGGUACGCUAUGCCCAACGAGCACCUAACGCCAUCUACUGUCUGACCAAACACGGCGGUCACCUGGGGUUCUUUGAAGGGGGGUUCUUGGUACCCAACACUGUGUCUUGGAUGGAUAAGGCUGUCGUUGGCUACACAAAUGCUAUCAUUGAACUGAAAGAGGUCUGUUUGGAAACAUAACAGUUUGUGUAAAGUCUUGAAAAAUGCCCUAGACAGGAUGGACUACCUCACAAGCCAAGUAAUUCAUGUAAAUCUCUCUCAUGAGACGCCCUCUUUGUAAGAAAAUCACAACCGCGUAUUCAACACAAUCAGGUGUGCAUUGGCACAGUGUGCAAAUGUUUUAUACAUGUACGCAUGUUGAUCCAAAUAGCCGAUGUGCAUUAUGAAAAUUUAAAAUUCCAAACUACAGAUGCGCGUGGCAAUUUGUAGGAAGUGACGUCUUUAGAGAGAGACCUAUUACAAGUCUGACCAUAAAGGAAUUAAUGAUGGCAAACGUGCGUCUUGGCCUGCAGGUAUUAUUUGAUUGCGCAUGUAAUUGUAUCCAUUAUUGGGUUGUCUUUUGAAAUCAAAACCAAUCCAUGAAUAUAGAGGCUUCCUUUCAGAUGGUGAAAGAGAAUUGCUAGAACUUCUUGAUUAAAAAAUCUCAAACAUUACCAGCAAGAAAUAGGUACAAACACAGAGAAACGUAUUUGAAAUGGACGACAUGAAUCGUAAAGAUGGCGUGGUGAAAAACAUUCAUCAAGACGAACGGUUUGCUUCUUUAUUGAUGAUUAAACCUUUGCAUAAGAAAAUUGGCUGUCCAACAUUAAUCAAAGCUAUAAUCAAAAGGAAACAGUCAAUCUGUUGCAGAAAUUACCCAAAAUUUGCAGGCCUAACUCUUCCAUAGUUCAUGAGAAUAGCUUGUGAUAGAAUGGAAAAUUAGACUCAUGAGAACUUGACUUCAGCUGUGUGAGAAAGUGAUAUACCUGUCAUCUUCACUUGAAUUAGGUUCAGAAGGGAAAGAAUGAAAUAACUGGAUCUACAUUUUGAAAGUUUUGUCUUUCAUGAAAUAUUUUUGGUUUAUCAAACCCUUUUGAUUGAUUGUUCUACACUCACUAUGUAAAAAAUGAAUCUUUACAUUUUAACUACUGUAGAAGUGUUUUAAAAUGUGAAAUUUAUUUAUUGCAUGCAUGCAGCAUGUAAACAUGUCAUUCAGGGAAUUCACAAUACUGGUGUGGCAAAUAGAUUUUUUUUUAUCAAGAGUGCCACCUUUUGGAUUCCAUACUCUUGUUCCAUCCAUCCAUUAUUUUAUUAUGUGCAGUAUAAUGCAAAUACACAUACAAUUUACAUUAUCAGAUGUCUUGCAGUUUGAAAACUACCGUUAUCUACAGAAAUUGUUAAUUUUAAGCACUCAGGUUAAUAAAAUUCUGUGAACGGUGUCCAGGCGUUGCUGUCUGGCAGUGUCUACAGAUGGGUGUCAGCAUUUUUCACAGCACAGAUAAAGCAGCCUUUACAGUGCACUUGAAUUUUUCUGCAAUGUGAAAUGCUGACAUGGCAUCAUUUUAAAAGAUAGUCCUUUGCUUUGUUAAAUACAUGUAAUUUAUAAAUUAUAUAAGUGCAGCCAAUGUACUUUUGUACACACUGCAAGAAAGUCCAAGUUUUAAUAAGAUCUAUUACAUGUAUGCGUAAAACAUUGAAAAAAAUGGAAGCUUUUGGUUUGAUUUAACUACCUGUAACUAGACUGGUUUAAAGGACAGGGCUUUGUGCACAGCUGUGUUGACAGUCAAUUUGGAGGGGUAGUGCGUUACACGUUACACAGGGCGCUUCAAAUACUGUACCCUGGUUGUACCAAUGCUUGGGGAGCCCUGCCAUACCCAAUUCAUUAGAAACUCCUUGUUCCUGGGUGUCUCUUUACACCACUGUGCAGUCACAACAAACCACGUUGCAGAAGAGUGAUUUCUGUACAUUUCUUAAUAUGAGAAGUGAACUUUUAGUUCAAAGUAAAUUUAGUUUUGAGGAAUUUACUGGUACCUGGCAGCUCUACUGGUAAAUUGCUCCGAAGAAAUUAUCUGUAAACUUUCCAAUUGUAGCUAACGUAAUACCUUUUAUUCCCUUGAAGUUAACGGUGCCGCCUCCACAUGUACUCAUUUCCCUACCUCAUAAAUUCUCAACAAAACUCUUCUCCCUGUGUAGUCCUGCACCAGCAAAGAAGAGACAGCUUGGUGGGAAGAUUUUUAACUGGGCUCAUGCAUGGUCUAGGUGUACACCCAUCGACAGUCAUGGGCCAGUUGAGUAUUCCUGCCCCAAAUGAAGUGCAUCAUUCGGGAACAGUAAUAUGCAUGCAUGUGGUUAGCCUAAAUCAGCAGGUCCGUGUGCCAACUCAAACCAGUGUUGUAGGUCUCGAGACCCGUCUCGAGCCCUACAACACUGGUGUUUUUUCCUGGUCUCGGUCUUGGACUUCCAGGUCUCGACUAUAACACUGACUCACACACACUGAACAUGUUUGUGGUAGCGUGACAUCAGGCACCUUGCAUGAGAUGACCUUGCUUAUUUGAAAAAGUGAACUUGCUCACUGUUAGGUGAUGUGCUCAUGGCACCGGUAGAUACAAUCAUUGUAUUGGUUGAAUAUACAUUUAUUGAUGUUGCGAGCACUUUAGAUCAUGAUGCUAAAUCAAGAAUGGGCAUGUAAUCCAUCAGUCAAUGACUUCUAACACAAACAUUGCUUUUUGCUGAUCUAUAUGCUCUGGGCUUUCCAAAAAAAGAGAAAAGAACUCGCUGAGAUGUGAGUUGGACCAAAGACUGCUCAAGACUCAACCUGACUAAGUAUCGAUCACAUAGUACUCCCCCAGUAAUGGUAACAACCACUGUUGAAAUUUCAUCAAAAAGUCAGAAAGCUGGUUUUUUUGAAACUACGUAUAUGUGUGUGUGAUCAUCAUGAAGGUUUCUUUGACGUGUAAGGCACAGCUGUAAUACCUGUUUUUAAUGAAGCUAUAGUUUAUAACUUUAUAUCCUAAGCAUGCUACCUGACCACAUUGACAAAUGCACAAGGGUGUAGGUUUGAGCCACAGUACAAGAGAGGGGGCCGAUGAUAAAGUCAGUGAAGUUACAUGUGAGCAAUAAUUAUUGAUGGUGUUUGAUACAACUAUCUAGAAGGGAUGAUUGUUUGGCCCAUAGUCCCUGGUCAAGAAGUGUCCAUGUACAUGUGCAUGUAUAUUCAAAUCGAGGGUCAUUGAUUGAGACAAGUGGGUCCAUAGGUGGGUCACAGUCUCAAUCCUUUAAGAGCCAAUCAAAAAGGAGCAGAAUAGAAGGUCCAUGAUUGCUGGUAUUUUUACACAUUAGCGAAUGUGCACUAACCUUACAGACCUAGUGUGGACUUGUUAACAAAAGAUAUCCACGCGAUGCAGGAAUGGAAGGCAUUCAGUGGACUUACACAUGUCCACAGGACGUUUCCCCUUCUCUGAAAAAGAAGUUUAGAGAAAUUUUUGGGUUGGGCUCAUCAUCGUAAAAGGAAGAGGAAUAGUCAAGGAAACCUUGUACAAAAAGCCAGCUGAAAAUUGUGUUCCCAGUUCAAGAAAAG
Acanthaster planci (crown-of-thorns starfish) is the source of this 4882-nucleotide messenger RNA. It is a transcript of the gene abhd2, whose product is annotated as abhydrolase domain containing 2, acylglycerol lipase. Gene Ontology annotation, cellular component: sperm flagellum; sperm plasma membrane. The record is from RefSeq and is a predicted model, not a curated record. Lineage: Eukaryota; Metazoa; Echinodermata; Asteroidea; Valvatida; Acanthasteridae. Gene Ontology annotation, molecular function: acetylesterase activity; monoacylglycerol lipase activity. Gene Ontology annotation, biological process: acylglycerol catabolic process; medium-chain fatty acid catabolic process; medium-chain fatty acid biosynthetic process.